Messenger RNA from Rubroshorea leprosula, 1754 nucleotides. Lineage: Eukaryota; Viridiplantae; Streptophyta; Magnoliopsida; Malvales; Dipterocarpaceae. The record is from the annotation of a GenBank genome assembly.
CCCAAGAAACCAAAACCCUCGUUUCCCGACAAAAAGCCCAAAUAUGGAUUCCCGAAAGCUUUCUGCUUUACUCUCUUCUCUCGUCUCCCAGUUGUUGCUCUUACUCCUCCUCUUCGAUUCCAAUUUCCACGAUUUCAGUUCAAAUUACAAUGGAAAUCUCUUCUCUAUCAUCAAUCAUCUUCUCUCCAGUCAAGAAAUCGCCGCUUCUCUUUCUCUCGUCUCCGUUUCCAGGAAACGGAAGAGAACCCACUUGGCAGAACCUGCAUCCGAACCCGUUGAGGAGGAAAGUGGUUCCGGAAUCGGACCUGAAUUCGCCCUGACUCGGAGUCCUGACUCGUUUAAGAACUGCUUCAAAAUGUCCUCUUCUACCUUCGAAUGGCUCUCGGGCUUGCUCGAGCCGUUGCUGGACUGCCGUGACCCAGUCGGUUCGCCGCUGAAUCUUUCGGCAGAGAUUCGGCUGGGUAUUGGUCUCUUCAGGUUAGCUACUGGAUCGAGUUACCCUGAAAUUGCAAAGAGAUUUGGGGUUUCUGAGUCCGUGACUCGGUUCUGUUCUAGGCAAUUAUGUCGUGUUCUUUGCACCAAUUUUCGAUUCUGGGUCGCGUUCCCUGGUUCAGAUGAGCUCAAAUCGGUAUCUGCCUCUUUUGAAGAACUUGGUGGGUUACCAAAUUGCUGUGGUGCUAUUGAUUGUACUAGGUUCAAUAUUGUUAAAGAAAGCAAUGGGUGUGAAUUGACUCAAUUAGGGAAGCUGAAGGAAGAUAGCAUUGCAACCCAGAUUGUUGUAGAUUCAUCAUCCAGAAUUUUGAGCAUUGUUGCUGGUUUUCGUGGUGAUAAGAGCAAUUCAAGGAUCCUAAAGUGUUCAACAUUAUAUAAAGAUGUUGAGGGAGGGAUGUUAUUGAAUUCGAGUCUAGUAGGUGUGAAUGGAGUGCCUAGAGGGGAGUACUUGGUUGGUGAUGGAGGCUAUCCUUUGCUUCCUUGGCUAAUGGUGCCUUUUGUUGAUGCAGUGCCAGGGUCAAAUGAGGAGAAAUUCAAUAGGAUGUUGGGUCUAAUGCAUGUUCCGGUUUUGAGAACCAUUAGUAGUUUGAAGAGUUGGGGUGUUUUGAAUAAACCAAUAGAGGAAGAAUUGAAGACUGCUGUUGCUAUUAUCGGAGCAUGUUCGAUUCUGCAUAACGUUUUGCUUAUGAGGGAUGAUGAUUCUGCAUCGUGCGGAGGGGUGGGAGAAUAUUCAGUGCCGGACAAUAGCUCAAAGCAUCACGGGGAUACUAGUUUGGAGGAAAUUUCAAUUCAAGAAAAGGCUUUAGUUAUUCGAAAUGCAUUGGCUACAAUGGUUAGUAAAACCCAGGUGUAAAGUUAGGAGGGGAUUUCAGCAGUUUGCUUCAACUACACAGCUCAACCACACGGGUCUAAACAUAGGCAGAUUGGCUGACCUUCAUGAUUCAACAUUUGAGAAUAGGUAAUUGGGGAUUCUUUUAUCUCUUGUUAAUAAUGAUCCAUUGAAUUGAAAAUUUUUUUUCUUGAAUUGUUGCCUUGAGUCACUGAGAAAGCCCUCUUUUCUUACCCUCUCUAUCAAUUAAUUUGUAUCAACCAACAAGAUCUAACCUCUUCUUUAGAUAUUGAAGCACAUCAUAACGAUUCUUCUAUCUGAUAAUGUAGGUUGAUAUCUGUCAGAUGCUAUAUAUUUGCUAUACAUUUUGAGUCCUUUGUAAUGCAACAUAUUAUCUUAGCUAGCUUUCUAUUAAUAAGUCAAAUGGAUGACA